Molecule: messenger RNA, 4782 nt
Organism: Girardinichthys multiradiatus
Lineage: Eukaryota; Metazoa; Chordata; Actinopteri; Cyprinodontiformes; Goodeidae
Product: C-terminal binding protein 1
Exons: 11
Coding region: 513-1784 (423 amino acids)
Molecular function (GO): oxidoreductase activity, acting on the CH-OH group of donors, NAD or NADP as acceptor; transcription corepressor activity; NAD binding
Source: RefSeq, a predicted model, not a curated record
AACAAGGACACAAUAUCCAGCCCAUAAUGUAUUUAGUCAGUACUGGAGAUUAUGUCAGAUAUCCGAGACAUUUUUAUGCAGCACAUUAAAGCAACUUUCACUGCUGUGCUACAGAUGAUUCUCCUUUGAUGCCAAUUAUAACAUCAGUCCUGUCCCAAAAUGGUGCCCAUCAUCUUCCUGCAGCAGUCACAUCCCAGAACCACAGCCAUGCAUUUCAGCACAGACUCGUUUCACCAACCUAGAAACAUUACGCUUCGGUUCCGACGCGGAUGCUGCCAUUAGGCUGAUACUCACAUCCGAGGCGCCGUCCCUGAACACGGGCUGCCGGUGUCGCAGUAAGGCUGAGUGGAAUGGAGGAACAGUGCGUGUGUGCGGCAGCCGGCUGGGAUUUCUCCCACUGGCCAUUUUGAAGCGCAGAGAGGCGGCAGGAAUCUGAUGACACUGCGCCAACAGACCGGACCGCUCUACCGGACCCCAACCAACUCCACGUACCGGGCAUCAGACCUCCCAUCAUGAACGGCCCCAUGCACCCGCGCCCCCUGGUGGCGCUGCUAGACGGCCGAGACUGCACCGUGGAGAUGCCUAUCCUGAAAGAUGUAGCAACGGUGGCUUUCUGUGACGCUCAGUCCACGCAGGAGAUCCACGAGAAGGUCCUGAAUGAAGCUGUAGGAGCUCUGAUGUACCACACCAUCACUCUAAUGAGGGAAGACUUGGAGAAGUUUAAGGCUCUGCGGAUCAUUGUUCGCAUCGGCAGUGGCUACGACAACAUAGACAUCAAAUCUGCCGGAGAGCUCGGCAUAGCUGUAUGUAACAUGCCAGCAGCGUCAGUGGAGGAGACAGCAGACUCCACGCUCUGUCACAUCCUCACCCUGUACCGACGCACCACCUGGCUGCACCAGGCUCUGCGGGAAGGAACACGAGUACAGAGCGUGGAGCAGAUCCGAGAGGUGGCAUCAGGAGCGGCGAGGAUCAGAGGAGAGACUUUGGGACUCAUCGGGCUCGGCCGGGUAGGCCAGGCUGUAGCCCUGCGAGCCAAGACUUUUGGCUUCAAUGUGAUUUUCUACGACCCAUAUUUAGCCGACGGUGUAGAAAGAUCCCUGGGACUCCAACGGGUCACCACACUACAGGACCUUCUCUUCCACUCCGACUGCGUCUCUCUGCACUGCAGCCUCAACGAACACAACCAUCAUCUGAUCAAUGACUUCACCAUCAAACAGAUGCGGCAGGGGGCGUUCCUGGUGAACACCGCCAGGGGGGGUCUGGUGGAUGAGAAGGCCCUGGCUCAGGCUCUGAAGGAGGGGAGGAUACGUGGGGCUGCUCUGGAUGUUCAUGAGACAGAACCUUUCAGCUUCAGUCAAGGCCCACUGAAGGACGCUCCCAACCUGAUCUGCACGCCACACGCUGCCUGGUACAGCGAACAGGCAUCAUUGGAGAUGAGGGAGGAGGCAGCGAGGGAAAUCCGAAGAGCUGUGACAGGUCGCAUCCCAGACAGUCUAAAAAACUGUGUGAAUAAGGAGUUCCUUACACCCAACAACCACUGGGCAGUUGACCCUGCAGCAGUCCACUCUGAGCUGAACGGAGCCUACAGGUAUCCCACAGGAGUGGUGAGCUUGCCAGCCAGUGGCCUUCCUCCACCGGUUGAAGGCAUUGUACCAAGCGCUGUGCCAAUUACACACACCCUCCCGCCUGCUAUCACACAUCCUCCUCAUGCACCAUCUCCAGGACAAAACACAGUGAAACCACCAGAGGGUGACAGAGAGCAGCAUCCCAGUGACCAACUGUAGCCCUUCUGCUUGUUUAUCAGACAGGUUCAGGUCGGAUUAACAACCUCCUGCCAACUGCUUCCCAACAGACAGGUCACACUUCAGAGGUGGAGGAGAAGAUAAUGAUGAUAACUGACAGAUGCUUUAAUCAACAACCAAGACAGUUGUCCUCUAACCCAACUGCUGAUUUUUUCAUUCUUCACCAGAAAUAAAAGAUAAUAAAUUAUUAUAAUUUUAAAAAGUGAUUUGGAAAAAAAGAAUACAGGAUUAAAAUUCACUGUCUCUAGACUGUUGGUGUUUAGAGUUAGAGGGUUUCAUGUUUCUCUUUUUUCAGUGUCUUUUCCUUAGUUUGAUGUAAAAACAAAGUUAAUAGGUUUGAGAUGAAUGUAACCUGUCUGUGUACAGAUUUUAGGAUAUACUGAUACUUGCAUUCCAGUCAGUUAACAAGAACUGGUUUGAGAAUGCAAUAUCUACUUUUACUUUUCUUGUUAUUUGUCCCUAAAUUAGCAAGUUCCCCAAAAAAGAGGCAGCUUUUUGCACACCAUCUCAGGAACCUACGUUUCCGCAGUUGGUAAUCUAGUUUUUUUCUAACAUUUUAUUUUCUAAAGUGUUUUUAUGCCACUCAGUGCUUUUGUUUUUCUACCUGCUUGCCUUUUCGUGUCCCGUUGCAUUAGAAAAGAACAACUUUAGCGAGAAAUAAAGUUGAUCUGAUGUUUACUUCUGUUGGUUUUGUUUCAGGAGCAUGUCAUUUUGCUCUGGGGACUUGUGUAAAUGUUCGACCCAAACUGAAAGUGUAGUGGGAAGAAAGGCUUAGGAGAUGUGGAAAAAUGGUAUACUUGCUUGGGACCACUUGACCAGUGUGUCAUUUUAAUGUAUAGACUGAUAAGAGAACACACUGAGACGUUUUUACAGUUUAAAACAGUCCUGUGGGAAAAAAGUUUAUCAUACCUGGUUUGUAUUUAAUGAUUUAAAACUUCUAGAAGCAUUCAGAUAGACAUUGCACUAAUUUCUGACCAGCAUUUUUAAUUUGAUGCAGCACUCCUACUUUUCUCAACUAGAAUAACCUACAUUAUAUUAUAUUAGAUAUCUGUGCAGUGAGUGUGAAGGUCUCAGAGGUCUUUGCAGGCAUCAAAGCAUUUUUCACUUAAGACACUGUCAGUCACACAACUCAACCUCUUUCAGUCUGUCUGCAGUUAGUUUCCCCACAACAACAUAUAGUUUGGAUUUACAUUUAUUUUAAACUAAUACUAAACAAGUAGAAAGACAAAGUGAAAUACUCUGAUAGCAGUUGCAGUCAAACAUUCCUAAUUUGUCUCAGACACAAGAGAAAAAAACAAGUCAAUGCUGCAGCUAAAGGUUGUGGGUAAACAUGCAGGAGAAACAUUUUGAGAGAGCAGGUACUAAUCUUCUAACAUCAGCUGCUGCUUGUACUUGCAGAGGACAGAGAAAAGUAAAACUUUGUGCUCACAAACAACACCAAAAGACCACCUCCUCUAGCUAUCUGUUCUGGCUGUCAUGAACAAUGUUUGGUCCUCUUUCUCCUGCUUUGAGUCGUUGCUUCCCUUGAAUGCAGGAUUUGAAUCUUUCUCAUAAUUCUCAAAAGGCAAAAAGUGUUUUUAACUGAAUUUCUGAAAUCUGGCCUCUCUGUUUAUUUCUCCGGAGCUCACCCACAUUCUCAGACCCGAACCUAUUUGACAUAUUCUCAUUGAAAAGGUUUUUGAUUUCUGUCUACAAGACAGAACAUCGUGCUUCUUGUUUUAGAAGUCGUGACACAAAUGGUUGUUUACGUGUCAGAAAAAUCUGUUUUUUAAAUUGGUUAUGUGAUUAGGAAAAUAAAAAGGCCAGUAAUUAUUUAUUUUCAUUUCAUAUUUGUUUGUAUUUACAGGUUUCCUGGCUAUAAAAUCUGUUAUUAUGCACUUUAAGUUGAUUAAUCUAACUUACAGCUCUUGGGAUGGGAAGUCCAUAGUUACUGAGAGUAAAAACAGGUAAACAUGGGUAAAGCCAAGACUUUAGACUUCUCCCAAAAUGGUAGAACGGCUGCUCAGUUUGAUCGUCUUGAAAAGCCUUCAGCUUUCCACAAAUAGACACGAACACAGAGAAGCAAGGGCAUUUUUCACCAAGGUGUCUGAGAAUCCCACGUCCUACAGACUGGUAUCCCUUUAACAUGUCAAGCUAGGUCCUUCCCAAAUGUACCAUUUAACCACCCUCUGUGACCUCUGUGUUAUGUGUACAUAUGGUGUUCUGCUUGCCUGUGUCAACGUGACUUGGUUGUAUCUGUGUCUAAAAAGGCAGCGCUGGUAGAGGGGGGUGUUAGUUAGUACCCUCCAAUCAGGCUAUAUCAAAAUUUACAGUGUAACCGUGAAAUAAGAUGUGGUUAGAAAUGGUAUUCAGUGUCUGAUGCUUUAACAUGCUGAAUUCAAAAUAAUUUCUGCAAUUCCGGCAGUAAAAUACCCAAAACUCCAGCUAAGUCGUGAUGAGGUCAGUAAUUUUCUAGAUCCCCUCCUACCAGCAGCUGAGUAGUAAAAAAUAGUUUACUGUUGCCUACCUGGUCUUCUUCAUGGUGAGGUAGUAAGCGUAGCAAUCAGGGAUGGACAUUUCUCUUGCCAUUGCUGAGCAUUUUAAAGCCUAGCCCAUUGUUUGUAAAAUCUGGGGCCCUAAAGGUCCUGAGAUAACAUUCUGAUCUCUGAUCUCCACCAAAUGGCUGUAAUUCUGUUCUGGUUUUUCCUGACACAAAGAGCAAACAUUCCUCCUUUAAGCCGAUGGGUGCCGGGUAAAAACAACAGCUCUUAACCAGUGUAGGUGCUCCUUGAAAUUCCAUCCCUGGUAGUAACACACAGUCCACUGUUGCCUCUCCUUUAUGGUAAAGUAGUAGGCGUAGCAAUAUACAGUAUACAUAUUCUAUAUUCUACAGUAAAUAUCAUUAUUUUUGGUCAAAUGAUGACAACCUGAAAAAGAUAUGUUUGUGACUGUAUGCCUUUGUAUGAAUUAUUUUAGAAGGAAAUAAACUGUGGAAAGGUGA